This is a messenger RNA of Medioppia subpectinata, 2058 nucleotides long. Lineage: Eukaryota; Metazoa; Arthropoda; Arachnida; Sarcoptiformes; Oppiidae. The record is from the annotation of a GenBank genome assembly.
AUGGCCAAACACUGGUCAGUGGAUGAGAUGGUGGCCAAAGACUACGAGCAAAGGCUACGGGCGGCCACUUUGGGACGAUUCGCCACUUUAAGACACGUGUCUUCGGCGCUGACCGGCGGUCACUCCACCGACGAUCAGCUGAUCGGCCGAGUGGUCAACGUUUACGGUGUGGUCGAUGCGGUCAAUACGUACAACGAUAUGCAGAAGAGGGUCCAAGUGGUGGAUCCCACCGUUCAGACGCCCAUCACUUUCAUCAUCAAUAAUAUCAACACUAAUAUUGUCACCAAAAACAUCAUAAGACUCACCGGCGUUGUCAUCGUUACGUCCAUCACUGGAAAGAUGUUUGCGGUGAAUGAGCGCAAAAAUUUCGCUCAAUUCCACGCCUUUACGUAUGAUUACGAGUCAACGGAUCCCAACCGAUACGACAUCUUCACGGCCAACGCCACUAUUGAGCCCAUGGAUUACGACCGACCCGUGUGUCUACUGCUGGAACAGUGGUUCGCUCACACAUUCCUCCGCCACAACAGCUUUGACACACUCUUCAGGUCUCCGGCACAGCAAAUAUCGGCUGAAGAGACUGAUAACGCGUCCACUGCGGCCACUAUUACCCACAAUAUCGCUGAUAAAUACGUGGACUUUGCGUGUCUUGUGAUGGCUUCGCAAUUGUAUAGUCAAAGCAUUCUUCUGACGUGUUAUGAUGGCUCUCAACCGACAGAUAGUGUCCACAAUCAAAGGCAAAUCAAUUACGAGGUGAUCGGCGCAGAGUUGCCCGCCAAUCGCUACCAUCGAUUGAAUAAUAUGUCGUUUCUGAUGCCGUAUCGAAUGGAUCCAAAGAAACUGGUGUUUGUGAACGUCUGGAAGAAUAGGUCGAAUCAACACAACGACCACUUCGAUGUCGCCGAAGGAACCACUCUUAUGAAUGGCGACGAUUUACUCAUUCUCUUUAACGUAGAGAUAACUCGCUCUCCGGAGGACAGAUCCAGCGUUACUCUACACUUGCGAUCCGGUCGUCAUUACGGCAAAGGUGUCCGCAAAGUUCACCGCAACAGCAUUUUGGGCCGACUCUUGUUGGCCCGAAUCGGCGAUCGGGAGCGCAAAGUUGAUCGCGCCGUCGGUGGCGAUAGUGUUGCCGGCGGUGAUGCUAUCGAUGACACUGUCGAUGACGAUCACCACAGCGUUCACAACAACACAUUUGUCGACGAUAUGAAUGAAACCUUAUCUCUGCCACCACUUCUGGACGAGACGCCGAUCGUCGAAGACAUUGUGACCGUUGUUGACGAGCCAUUAGCCACUGAACUGUUAGCGCUGGGCUGUCGUCGACUCCAAAACCUCUACAAUCAACAGAUCCGCGAAAAAGACUUUCCGCCCGUUUAUCGCAAUUCAUAUAAAUAUAAUUUAAAAGACAUCGAAAAAGUAUUGGCAAAGAGUCGCCAAUUGUCGCGAUUCCCGGCCAAACGAUUUCUCGGAUCUGUAGGUCAGUGCCGACUCAUCGAAGAUCUGGAAUCACUGGACACGAGUGUGACCUCCGAUGGCGCGCAGCAGUCAUUGUUUCUGAUCAGAGCUAAAAUAGUGGAUCUGUUGCCGCACAGUGUGUUUCCUGUGAAGCAGUUUGUGAUCGUUCGCUGUCCGGUCUGUCUCUACUCCGCGACCGUUAAGACUCUCGAGCACCAGAUCGGCGCCGAUGAGUGUCCGCUCGAUGAGUGUCCCGAUUGCGGACAACAGUCCGAGAAUAUAGCCAUUAAUCAUAAUAAUAAUUCGUAUAAAUUACAGCACUUUUACGCCAUUGUAUUCUUCAUUAAAGACUCCAAUUGUGACACAACUCGAGUAUGUCUUCGAGGGAACAGAGCUGUGGAUGUGCUGACCGGCGGUUUCGACGCUCGCGACCUAUUGGACGAUCCGGAGGCCGCUCUUCAAGCGGACAAUACGUUAUGGAAUAUAUGCGACACAUCUGACAGAUAUAAUGGCGUCGAUUGGAUAAUCCGCAGAAGCGAUGCCACAACUGGUGAUCAGCCCAUCCACGAAGUCGUAUCGAUAGCUCCGUUGAAUACAUAUUCAUAA